Phanerochaete carnosa HHB-10118-sp is the source of this 945-nucleotide messenger RNA. RefSeq lists its product as uncharacterized. The record is from RefSeq and is a predicted model, not a curated record. The transcript is spliced from 8 exons. Lineage: Eukaryota; Fungi; Basidiomycota; Agaricomycetes; Polyporales; Phanerochaetaceae. The coding region runs from base 1 to 927 and encodes 308 amino acids.
AUGGCUCAGUCAAACGGCAGCCAGAAUACGGCACUGCUGCAAAUCGGGCGUUGGAGUAAACCGGAGCCGAUCUUCUGUGUAGUUUUCUCCGCCUUGCGCGUGUACGCUCUCUGGCAAGGGUCGAGGACGAAGUAUGUCUUCCCCAUCAUUGUACUCACACUUGGGUUGGUCCCAAUCGCAACAAACAUUUUCGGUUGGACACGUACCGAGAUUGUGUACGAAAACUCCCCAUUGGUUCUGCUUUCCACCUGCAAUGACUUCAUCAAUGCCCCGCCGAAGCUCAACAAAGAUGCAAUCGCUGCUGAUAUCCUUGUCCUCAUACUCACCUGGAUCAAAUCAUUCAAGCAGUUCCAGGUGAUGACGCAGUUCAGAUUUAGAUCGUCUGUGUCAGCCGUGUUACUUCGAGAUGGCACAGUUUAUUUUAUUGCCCUUCUCGUCAUAAACAUCCUGCAGCUCCUGACUUUCCUGAACAGUCCGUUUGAGGGCGCAUAUAUAGACGGCUUUCUCCAGACGAUGCCAUCUGUGCUGGUUUCACGCUUCAUGCUAAACCUUCGCCAGCUAAACCGCACCGCCGGAGAAAACAACUCGGACGCACGUCACUUUUCCCGCUUCUCUGCAAGUUUCAGAAUGCCCCCUGAUUUUCUUGGGAAUAUUGGGGAGCCUCUGGACCACAGCCAGUCAGAUCGGGUUAUAGAUGAUGGUAGCGAUAUACCAGAAGGAUCACAGGAUAGCCUGGAAGAGAGCUCCGCGGAGCGGGCAGGCACGUCGCGUGCGCGCCGGGACCAGUCGACGGAAGCCGGUAUCCCUCCAGUAUUGCACCCCUCAGAACGUGCAAAUGAAGAGUCCAGUUUUACCAGCUCGCCCGCCAGCUCACGCGAAACAUUGCGUCGCGAGUUGUUUGAUCGCCCAGCAGAGGCCGACGACUAGGUGCGCAUUGGCUCUACU